This is a messenger RNA of Zalophus californianus (California sea lion), 273 nucleotides long. It is a transcript of the gene SPRR4, whose product is annotated as small proline rich protein 4. Lineage: Eukaryota; Metazoa; Chordata; Mammalia; Carnivora; Otariidae. The record is from RefSeq and is a predicted model, not a curated record. The transcript is spliced from 2 exons. The coding region runs from base 1 to 273 and encodes 90 amino acids.
AUGGCCUCCUACCUGUGUUCAGCCUCCUCUCCUGGGGUCCUGCUUGAGCUUCUGCAGCAGUGGAGGCCGGGCCUGCCCCAGAAGGCCCAGCAGCAGCAGGUGAAGCAGCCCUGUCAGCCACCCCCUGUCAGAUGUCAAGAAACAUGUGCACCACAAACCAACAAUCCAUGUGCUCCACAGCCCAAGAAACAAUGCCCACCCAAGGGCACAGUGAUCCCCACCCAGCACAAGUGUCCCAUGUCCCAGCAAGCCCCCAAGAAUAAACAGAAGUAA